AUGCCACCGAAGAAAACUCAAUCAGAAAAAUCAAAGCAAAAGGAUAAACAAAAAAUUGUCGAGGACAAAACUUUCGGCUUAAAAAACAAAAAGAAGUCGGUCAAAGUACAGCAACAAAUUAAGCAGAUAGAAAAUCAGGUGUUUCAAGCAGGGAACAGGAAGGCUCAGAAAGAAAAAGAAAUUGAGAAACAAGCUCUGGCUAAUAAAAAGCUUGCAGAACAAAAAAAGAAGGAAGAACAUUCAGAACUUUUCAAACCAGUUCAAACAACACAAAAGGUACCAUUCGGUGUAGAUCCUAAGACAAUUUUAUGUCAAUUUUUCAAAGCUGGACAGUGUCUUAAGGGAGAUAAGUGCAAAUUUUCUCACGAUUCGAAUGUGGAAAGGAAAAGUUCGAAAAUUGAUAUAUAUACGGAUUCAAGACAAGACGAAGAAAGGAAAAAUGACACUAUGGAUAAAUGGGAUCAAGAGAAACUUGAGCAAGUCGUUACUUCAAAAAAUGAAAAUCCCAAGACUACUACAGAUAUCGUGUGCAAAUAUUUUUUAGAAGCAAUUGAAAAUCAAAAAUAUGGCUGGUUUUGGGAAUGUCCAAAUGGAGGAAAGCUUUGUAAAUAUAGACAUGCUCUUCCUCCAGGAUUCAUAUUGAAGAAAUCACAAAAGAAAGCAGAAGAGGAAGAAAAUCAAAUUACUCUUGAAGAAUUUCUAGAAACAGAACGUCAUAAAUUGGGUACAAACCUCACCCCUAUUACGCUUGAGAGUUUCACCAAAUGGAAGAAGAAUCGUAAAGCCAAAAUCGAAGCAGAUGAAGAACUUAAAAGAGCAUCUAAAGAAGCCGCAUUUAAGGCAGGCAAAGCUCAAGGCAUGUCAGGUCGUGAUCUUUUCACGUUCAACCCAGAUCUUGUUAACCAAGCUGAAGAAUAUGAUGAUGAUGGAGAUGUGUUUGAUUUAUCCGGAUAUAAACAAAACAAUGUUCAAGAAAUUACUGCAGAAGGAAUAGAAGUAAAAGCAGAUUUGUUUGCGGAAGAGAAUUUAGAUGAUUUAGAUGAUUUAGAUGACGACGAACAAUAA
Messenger RNA from Diversispora eburnea, 1065 nucleotides. NCBI's taxonomy places the organism in Eukaryota, Fungi, Glomeromycota, Glomeromycetes, Diversisporales, Diversisporaceae. The record is from the annotation of a GenBank genome assembly.